Molecule: messenger RNA, 2383 nt
Organism: Schizosaccharomyces japonicus yFS275
Lineage: Eukaryota; Fungi; Ascomycota; Schizosaccharomycetes; Schizosaccharomycetales; Schizosaccharomycetaceae
Product: transcription factor prr1
Exons: 3
Coding region: 270-1940 (556 amino acids)
Biological process (GO): regulation of DNA-templated transcription; positive regulation of transcription by RNA polymerase II
Cellular component (GO): nucleus
Molecular function (GO): DNA-binding transcription factor activity; DNA-binding transcription activator activity, RNA polymerase II-specific; sequence-specific DNA binding
Source: RefSeq, a predicted model, not a curated record
GCUCAACUGUGUUAGAGUUUUCCAGGCCCUUCACCAACUCUAAGCAAGCAUUUCCUCCUCCACGAAAAAGACCAGAAGGAAAGCAAUAUUGCCUUAUUUGAAUGAACGAAAAGCUUUGUAGUUUCCCACACUCUCGAACAAAUUGUUUAUGUUUCAAAACGGUCGAUGAACCGGCUCUGAAAUAUCAAAUCUCCUCUAUUUUCAUAUAACACCGAUUUUUCAACCUUCUGAAUGCCAUUGUGCUCCUCCUUGGAUGAUUGACGCACCUAAUGACGUUUCCGAAUGGAUCAUCAGACUUUGUGAAGAAGUUGUACAAAGUGCUUGAAGACCCGGCAUAUCACAAUUUGAUUCGCUGGGAUCGUUCUGGCAAGUCGUUUAUCGUGCUACAGCCAAGCGCGUUUACCAAAAUUGUGCUAACGAAGCACUUCAAGCAUUGCAACUUUUCAAGCUUUGUCCGGCAACUGAACAAAUACGAUUUUCACAAAGUUCGAAAUUCUGGGAACUGUGAGGGCAUUGGCGGCGAACAAUGCUGGGAAUUCAAACACGAAAAAUUUCAGUUGCACAACGAAGAGCUGCUUGAUGAGAUCAAGCGAAAAGCGCCAGCUUCAAAGGGAUUUUCGGCAGCGAACUCAAGAAACGCGCUAAAUGAGGUCCAUAUAUUACAGCAGCAGCUCGACAGACUCUCUUCCCAGCAAGCUAGAAUGUUGCAGCACAUCCAAAUGGUUCACACGAAUUAUGAAGAAGUUUGUGAAUUGCUCCAAGACUAUAGUAAUAAGGUGACAGUUCAGGACAAACUGCUCGAACAAGUGAUGACUCAAAUGUGUGGCUCCAAGCGGGCAGGGCUUGUCUCGAAUCCAAACAACUCUACUCCCAUGCCUGCUCAGCAAUCGUUUUCACCACCAUAUUAUGAUCGCUCUCGAACGGUUGUCAGCCCUUUAAGCACUAUUCCGACCAUACCCUCUACCCGAGGUUCAUCGGUGUCCUUUACCCACAGUCUCUCAUCCGCAAACUUAUCUGAUGUUAGUCAAUGUGUGUCAACGCCUAGUUCAGACAUGUGGCACACUGGUAAUGCAAGCAUUGCAUCGACAAACAAUAAAAAAGCCAUGAAAGUGCUCACAGAGGCGAACCUGGAGACGCCGACGCCUAUACUCAUGAAGAAGAGUCCGCCCAACUCGUUAUUGUCAGAUUCACAACCUAUUCAAUCUCCCCCUUGCAACCGUGGCAUGAUGGAUUAUUCUUUGUCAAUGCCUCAUUUCCCUGUAGCAUAUACCGCGCCAGCUUCUGCAACUCAUUCGUUUUCCCCAUUGCCACCUACUGCAGAUUCUAGCAGCCGAUCUUACGAUCCGCUUGAUAAUUACGGAGUCGGAAGUUACUGUCAGCCGCUCAUGUCAGAAAAUUCGCUGGCUUCAAGUACCUCAUUGUCUUCGUUGUCAACAGAAGCCUCUGCCUGUUCCGCGUCCUCCUUCGUCACUGCCUCCAAUGAGAAUCCGGGGGCAAGGAAGAUGUCGGAGCCGUCUGUGUCAAUUUCAACAUAUCCAAUUGUUCUCGUUUUGGACAGUGAUAUCAAAGAUGUUCCUUUCACAGUCAAUAUGUUCGAGGGCAGUGGAUGUGUGACCUACACAGCCAGCGAUGCCGUUAAUGCUCUGCGCCUUUUGGAGUCGCAGUUCAUUGAGUUGUUGGUAAUUGCAGGAUCGGCACUAUCCGUUUAUGAUUAUUUAUAUCCGUCCAUACGGCAACGUCAUCCUUUUGUGGUUGCUCUAUUAGAAAGUGUAUCCGAAAAGGAUCAAAGCUAUCUUCUCGAAAAGGGAAUUGAUAUGGUGGUUCUGAAGCCAUUAAACUCCAAUUCCGUCAAAACUAUGCUUGAACGAACACGCGCCAUGGCUGCUUCUGCGGACGAGCAAGCUUACAAAUAUAUUAAUUCCGGUGUUUCCCGAUUAUAACCUUGCCGGUUGCAUCGUGUUCCUCUUUUGUACGCGACAAAAAUGACGGCGACGACCGCGCCCUGAUUACUUACACUCCACUCACACCAAUGUGUUUCACAUUUUCCUCUUAUAUCGUAUUAUCUACUGUUACAUACUGCAUCAUCGUCGUUUUUUCAUUUUGAAAUUAGAUUGUUUCGCGAGACAAAGACGAAGUGAGACAGAACUACGGAUGGUAGCUCUGUUCUGUUGGCAAGGAAAUGUCUGUCUGUUGCUAUUAGAUGACCAGCACAGUUUAAACGGACGAGCUACCGGACGGUUUUAAGUCACCCACGUCGUCAACACAGCUUUUUGCUUAGAUUUUUUAUAAUAAAAAGUGUCUGACAAGAAUUAAAAGAAACGAACAUAGCACAAUAAUGGUUAUGAAGGGGAAACGUGUCCUCGAAGGGAAUGAGCAAACAAGA